AUGCCCGGGGAGGGGGGGUCCAACCGGUCGGUCCGCCGCACCACCGAGAGCCGCAGGGAGACGGGGCCGCGCCCGCACUCCGGUUCCGCUCGCCGUCACUCGAACUUACCGCACUCCCUCCGCUACUGCCGCUUGUUACGGGCAGUGGGGGGGCGGGCGCGGCAGUACAGCCGCUUUUUCAAAGACGAGAAACGGGAAACGGGGUACCGAGCGCGUAUCGCUCGCCGCGCGCGACGACACAAGUGCGGGGGCGGUGCGGGGUGCCUGGACCGCUGUGCAGCCGCCACAGCCGGCAGCGCAGGAGUGGACCUGGCAACAGCAAUAGUUACCACCUUAAUAACAUCAGAGAAGCUUUGUCUGGGCCUGGGGCAGGCCAGAGCCAUCAUAAAAGCCAGCCCAACUCCUCGCUCUCUCAUCCACUUCUCUCUCCUCCUUCUCCUUGGGAACCAGGUGCACCUGCAGGCCAGAGACUUGUCCUGCUACAACCAGUGCCAGCCCUGCCAGCCCUGCGGCCCAACCCCACUAGCCACCAGCUGCAACGAGCCCUGUGUCAGGCAGUGCCAGAACUCCACCGUUGUCAUCCAGCCCUCUCCUGUUGUGGUGGCCCUGCCUGGUCCCAUCCUCAGCUCCUUCCCGCAGAACACCCUGGUGGGCUCCUCCACCUCUGCUGCAGUUGGCAGCAUCCUCAGCUGUGAUGGAGUGCCCAUCACCUCUGGGUGCUGUGACCUCUCUGGCAUUUCCAACUGCUACUAUGGCAGAAGGUGCUAA
Molecule: messenger RNA, 768 nt
Organism: Calidris pugnax (ruff)
Lineage: Eukaryota; Metazoa; Chordata; Aves; Charadriiformes; Scolopacidae
Exons: 4
Coding region: 1-768 (255 amino acids)
Cellular component (GO): intermediate filament
Molecular function (GO): structural constituent of cytoskeleton
Source: RefSeq, a predicted model, not a curated record